Messenger RNA from Apodemus sylvaticus (European woodmouse), 3519 nucleotides. It is a transcript of the gene Atcay, whose product is annotated as ATCAY kinesin light chain interacting caytaxin. Gene Ontology annotation, cellular component: cytoplasm. Gene Ontology annotation, biological process: apoptotic process. NCBI's taxonomy places the organism in Eukaryota, Metazoa, Chordata, Mammalia, Rodentia, Muridae. The record is from RefSeq and is a predicted model, not a curated record. The transcript has 13 exons. Bases 331 to 1449 code for a protein of 372 amino acids.
GCCAUCAGAAAGGGAAAAGCCAGAGCCGCGGCAGGCCUGGGCUGCGAUGGCGGGGGAAACAGAGACUAAAGGGGAACAGGGGCACUGCUACUGACCCGCGGCGCCGCCUUUUACAGCUGGGCCGGACAGGUGUGCCGUGACCACGGCGCCCUGGGUGACCUUCCUCGGAUGUGGACUUGGCCCUGAGCAUCCUUCCGCCAGGCCCCUCGCCUGGGUACCACCGAGAAAUGCCCGCCUUUGUGUCCAAGUGACAGCGCAGAGGCAGCCGCCGCCACCGAGAUCAUCUUCUGGAUCACCCAAGUUUCCAGACCACUUCUCUUCCCAGCUCCCAUGGGGACCACAGAAGCUACACUAAGGAUGGAAAAUGUGGACGUGAGGGAUGAAUGGCAGGAUGAGGAUCUGCCCAGACCGCUCCCAGAAGACCCUGAGGUGGAGCGGCUGGGUGGCACAGUGGAAGACACCUCCUCACCUCCCUCCACCCUGAACUUGAGCGGAGCGCAUGGAAAGAGAAAGACACUGGUGGCCCCGGAGAUCAACAUCUCCCUGGACCAGAGCGAGGGCUCUCUGCUGUCCGACGACUUCCUCGACACCCCCGAUGACCUGGACAUCAAUGUGGACGACAUUGAGACGCCAGACGAAACUGACUCUCUGGAGUUCUUGGGAAAUGGCAAUGAGCUUGAGUGGGAAGAUGACACCCCAGUGGCCACCGCCAAAAACAUGCCGGGUGCUAGUGCAGACCUGUUUGGAGAUGGCUCCGGGGAAGACGGCAGUGCGGCCAAUGGCCGUCUGUGGCGGACUGUCAUCAUCGGGGAGCAAGAGCACCGCAUCGACCUGCAUAUGAUCCGGCCCUACAUGAAGGUGGUCACCCACGGAGGGUACUACGGGGAAGGUCUCAACGCCAUCAUCGUCUUUGCAGCCUGCUUUCUACCAGACAGCAGCUCCCCAGACUACCACUACAUCAUGGAGAAUCUGUUCCUGUACGUCAUCAGCAGCCUAGAGCUGCUCGUGGCUGAGGACUACAUGAUUGUGUAUCUGAAUGGUGCCACACCCCGGAGGAGGAUGCCAGGCAUUGGCUGGCUGAAGAAGUGUUACCACAUGAUUGACAGGAGACUAAGGAAGAAUCUAAAGUCCCUGAUCAUCGUCCACCCCUCCUGGUUCAUCCGCACGGUGUUGGCCAUCUCCCGGCCCUUCAUCAGUGUCAAGUUCAUCAGUAAAAUCCAGUACGUGCACAGCCUGGAGGAACUGGAGCAGCUCAUCCCCAUGGAGCACGUGCAGCUGCCCGAGUGUGUCCUGCAAUAUGAAGAACAGAGACUCCGAGCCAAGAGGGAGAGCACACGGCCACCUCAGCCAGAGUUCCUCCUUCCCAGGAAUGAAGAAAAGCCAGAGAAUAUGGAAGAAGAGGACAGGGCAGCAGAGGCAACAGAGGACCAGGAAACCAGCAUGUCCUGAUUUACCCAGAACCUAGACAUGGACAGAGAUUAUUCCCGACAUCACAUAACCCUCAUCCGAAGCCCUGGGAGCCCACCUUCAUCGUGCCUCUGCCACCUGAGGACGCCUGGCCCUGUCAUGUCCCCCUGCUCCCGGGUCCGCUCGCUGCUUGAGUACAUCUCACUGUUUUAUUUUGAAGACGGUGGCAUAAGCAACCUCAGAAUGGAGCAGGCUCUCGACCCUUUCACAGGCCAAGUUGGACGCGGGCAGUGCCACCCAUGGUUACUCCUCCAGGCCUUGGCAUCCCCGAGAGGCCCUUCUCUGUCCCAGCUAGGAUGGCACAGACAUGCGCUCUGGGCUAACCCCAUGAGAGACCCUUUGCUCGUUGCCCAUAGCUGGAACCUCAGAUGCCUGGUGGCUGCGGCUGCAUCUGCUUCUCUGUGGAAUGUGACCCUCCGUCCCCUCUCCCUGUCACCCCAGCAGGGCUGUGACUGCUGACCUCACAUCUCUACCAGACACGCCCUAUUCUGCCAUUUGACUGUCUUUGGGGGCCUUCAAGCCUAUUGCACACAUAUUGAUCAGCCUGGCAGCCGCCAAACCACCAUCCCCAACAUUUUUGAGCUCUUUAAACUAGAUGUGACUCCAGAUGUUAACUGGCACCUCAUUCCAAGGGAAGAAGUUGUACCCACUUUCCUGUCCUCUGCCCAGGCCAGACUCAGACCCUUGUGUCAUCAAGCAGGAGACAGUGUCUGAGAAGACAGAUGAAGACCCAGGGCUGUGGGGCUAGAGCAUUUGGGGCUCCCCUAGGACAAGAUGUCCCAGUGGGUGGGGUGCUGCAGCCACCUGAUCUCCAAACACGUUUGCCUGAGACAACUAGAUAGUCUGACUUAAUGUGUGUAAUGAGCCUCCUGUCCCCAGAGAUACCUAAGGUCCGAUGACAUUUGCAGGAAGGAGUCUCCCUGUGGUUCCCUAAAGACCUGAGUAUCUCUAUGUUAAGAAAGCUUAGCACUGGGUGCAGGAGUAGGAGGCAGGGGGAUUUCUGUGAGUUCCAAGAUAGCAAGGACUACAUAGUGAGACCCUGACUAAAGAGAAGAGGAAAGAGAGAGAAAGACAGAGGGAGACCUCUGUGCCUCUCCUCCAAAGGAAGGUUCUACCCACCCACUAUGACAUGUUUCCUGCCUCGGCCUCUGAUGGCCACAGGACAGCAGCUUCUACCUAGAAAGACUCAGUGUCCUGCCAACAGCACCCAUGGGUCUGGGCUCUGCAACAAGCACACCACACAUAGAACCUCCACUCUGUGGCCUGGGAGGGGACCUGAGAGGGUGGUGCGGAACAGUGCUUUUUGUUUUGUUUUGAGACAGGAUCUUGCUGUGAAGACCAGCCUGGCCUCAGACUCCUGAUCCUCCUGCCUUAGCUUCCUGAGAGCUGAGAUGACAGGUGUGUGGCUGCCUCGCCCCAGGCUGGGCUAGUGCUUUGUAAAUUGUGUUUAACCAGCAUCGGAAGAUGAAAGCCAAGAUGGUGCCUCUUGGCUUUUUGGAAACAGAAUCCUGGAGGCUUUUCCUAACAGGAGGCUGCUGGUGACAGCCAAGGCCUAUGAGGUGAGGACCUCUGUGUCUGAGAUGGAUGGGUGAACCUGCUGUUCCCAAAGGUCUGAGGUCCCACCCCAAGCCCAGGAAACUCCAAUGGCGGCCACCUGCUACAUCCACCUCCCUGCUGCCGUGGCAUGCCCACCGCCCCUUUGGAAUCACCAGCAUCCACAGACACAGGCAAGCAUAACCCACCAGGCCACCAGAGACCCUGAAACAGGAGACCCCGAGGGGCUUAAUAUCCUAGUCCACAUCUGGGACCACCACUCCAGACACCUGGAGGACAGUGAGGGAAGAGGCAGAGGUCCCGCAGCCUCGUGGCGAAGGGCUGUUCCAUUUCUUUGCUGAGACACCCAGGAUCCAUCCGACAACUGGCCCAGAGCCACAGUGCCCACUGCCCACCAGCAAACUGCACAGUUACAAACACGGAGACCGUGGGAUGGUCCCUGCAGUAACACAAGGCCGGGGAGCCUAGGGUGGGGAUUUCUAUGUGAAAUAAAUUAUA